AUGGGAGAAGCACAAGAACUGCAGCUCAGCAUCAUGGCUCAGGAAGCAAAUGAAGCAAGCUCACCAGGGCAUACAAAUGUUCCCGACCGGUCACUGCUUCCUCAGCGCAGAAGUUUCAACUGGUGGCUUAAAGUGGCCAUUUAUGCAUUCCUUGUCAUCGCUGGCCAGUCAGUUGCAACGCUCUUGGGAAGAUUGUACUUCGAUAAAGGCGGCGACAGCAAAUGGCUGGCAACAGUGGUACAACUUUGUGGCUUUCCUGUCCUGCUUCCUUACUAUUGCAUCCCAGCAGCAAGCAGAAAUCCAAUCACAAAAAAUAGUACUGUCCAAUUCAAACAACCGUCCACCUUAAUCCUUGCAUCAGUAUAUGGCUCUAUUGGCCUCUUAUUAGCACUGGACUGCUACUUGUAUUCUGUAGGCCUAGCUUACCUUCCUGUUUCUACUUAUUCCCUCAUUUGUGCAUCCCAAUUGGCCUUCAAUGCGCUUUUCUCCUUCCUCCUCAACUCACAAAAGUUCACUCCCUACAUUGUCAAUUCUCUAGUUCUCCUCACCAUCUCCUCCACCCUCCUCGUGUUUCAAGGUGACUCUGCGGAUGACCCUAGUGGAGGAUCGAAAACAAAGUAUGCGAUCGGGUUCAUAUGCACUGUUGGGGCAUCAGCCGGAUAUGGAUUGGUGCUUUCCCUAACACAACUUGCCUUCAAAAGGGUUAUAAGAAAGGAGACAUUUAGAGUGGUCAUGGAUAUGAUAGUGUAUCAAUCUCUAGUUGCAACCUGUGUCAUCUUGGUCGGGCUUUUUGCUAGCGGAGAGUGGAAGGGUUUGAAGAAAGAGAUGGGGAUGUACAAACUAGGGACGGUAUCCUAUGUUAUGAAUUUGGUAUGGACAGCUAUAAUAUGGCAGCUUUUUGGUAUUGGCGCUUUAGGCUUGAUUUUGGAGGCCUCUUCCCUCUUCUCCAAUGCCAUAAGUGCUAUGGGUUUGCCUGUUGUUCCAAUUCUAGCUGUGAUCUUCUUCCACGACAAAAUGGAUGGAAUUAAGGCAAUGGCCAUGGUUUUGGCCAUUUGGGGCUUUAUUUCUUAUGCUUAUCAGCACUACCUUGAUGAUCGUAAGUCCAAGAAUGAGAACAAAAAUGUCAAUGGUGAAGUUCCUGAAGCUUCAUCACUGGAAAAAAUUAAUGGUUGA
Molecule: messenger RNA, 1173 nt
Organism: Prunus armeniaca (apricot)
Lineage: Eukaryota; Viridiplantae; Streptophyta; Magnoliopsida; Rosales; Rosaceae
Source: the annotation of a GenBank genome assembly